Molecule: messenger RNA, 1969 nt
Organism: Ixodes scapularis (black-legged tick)
Lineage: Eukaryota; Metazoa; Arthropoda; Arachnida; Ixodida; Ixodidae
Product: piggyBac transposable element-derived protein 2-like
Exons: 3
Coding region: 37-939 (300 amino acids)
Molecular function (GO): sequence-specific DNA binding
Source: RefSeq, a predicted model, not a curated record
ACUCCGCUCCCGCCAACCGCUGAGGCACCCACUAUAAUGGAACCGGGCGUUUUCUUCGGCACAAAACCGUUUUGUCGACUCAGCGAAGCCCUCGAGGCUGCAGCAGAUAUAGCAGAGAAUGCUGAAGACGACGUGGAUGUCGUCAUAAUUCCUCCGGACCCAUCAUCAGAUACCGACGAGGAAGAAGGAGACGAGGACUGUACGGCCUCUGCGCCCGUAAAUGACGUUUCUGGCACUCUGGAAGUUCACUGGCGUGCUAAUGAAGAAGAAGCUGACAAGCGCGUCCCUCCGGUGAAGCGGGCAAAGGUCGCUGCCGUAAACUGGAGCCGAAAAGAACCUGAGUACACCUGGGGGAACUCCACUGACGGAGCAGUAGUGCGCAAGGCCGAGUUGAGAGCUCUGUAUGAAGGUUAUUCACCCAGUCAAAUCUUCAGUACCAUCUUUGAUGAUCACAUACUUACACACAUUAUAGUACAGACUGGCCACUAUGCGAAACAGAAAAACGAACAUGGCUUUUCCUUCAGUUUGGAUGAUCUGAAAAGGUUCAUCGGUAUCCUUUUGCUGUCUGGUUACCACAGCCUUCCACGACAGAAGCUUUACUGGUGCGUUGACGAAGAUGUUGGAGUGCCAUACGUAGCCAAGUGCAUGAGCCGAAAUAGGUUUUACGAGAUAAAAGGAUUCUUGCACCUAGCUGAUAAUGACUUGAUCAAGGGAUCAACUGAUCGAAUGUACAAAGGACGUCCUCUCAUGAACCUUCUGAAUGGGCGAUUUCAGCAGCAUGGAAUCUUUCACCGAAACCUUUCAGUAGAUGAGUCUAUGGUGAAAUACUUUGGGCACCAUCCUUGCAAACAAUUCAUGCGUGGCAAGCCCAUUCGUUUUGGCUACAAGAAUUGGAUGAUGUGCAGUGAUGACGGGUUUUGUUAUGCUUUUGAUACCUAGUGCGGAAAAUCUGCAAAAACAGAUAACAACCCUCUAGGAAGUCGUGUCGUUCUUUCUCUGCUUGAGGCAACUUCAAACCCGAGUGACCAUAUUGUCUUUUUUGAUAAUUUUUUUACCAGUCACAGUCUCCUUGUUGCACUCCGUAAUAAAGGAUUUAGGGCUACAGGUACCCUUCGUGAGAACCGGCAAAUGAAGUGCCCUCUUCCAAGUAAGAAAAAAAUGGAAAAAAAAAACAGAGAGGACACUUUUCCCAUUGCUUUGACCCUGUCGGUGAGGUUCUUCUUGUGAAGUGGAAGGACAGUAGUGUAGUAACAAUGGCUACCAACUACGACGGAAUUGUACCCAUGUGCUCUGUAAAACGGUGGUCAUCUUCAGCACAGGAGAAAGUGAAUGUGCAACAACCUAAACUGUUCAGCAGCUAUAACUGCAGUAUGGGAGGGGUAGACCUCCUAGACCAAGCUGCAAACAACUAUAGAGUUCGCAUUCGCGGCAAAAAGUGGUGGUGGCCUUUGUUUACUCAGAUGCUGAAUGUGGCCGUGGUGAAUUCUUGGAAAAUUUAUCAGUUGAUUGCAGAUGAGCCGGUCGACCUCCUUGCCUUCCUACGAAAUGUCACACGGUACUACCUCCGCCUCGGUACAAAAGUCCAUUACAUCCGUAGGCGGCCAGCCUCCAUCGUGAGUGACAUUGUUUUGGACAAAGAAGGGCACUUUCCUAGCAAAUUGGAAAAGCAAUUGCGCUGCCAGUAUUGCCACAAGAGGUCCAUGUGGGCAUGCGCAAAGUGCAACAUUACACUUUGUUUGAAGCACGGAUGCUUCAAGAAGUUUCAUGCGUCAAAGACACAAUAUUGAGCAAAUGUCCAUUUUGCUAUGUAAAAGUCUCAUUGUACUAUUGAAAGUACACCUCUGUAACUUCUGAAUGAAUAAAUGAAUUUUUGACAAACUCGAGGAAUCUUCUUCCUGUGCAAAGCAGACAUUGUACACCAAAAAUAAACAAAAUUGGUGUGGUAGAUUUUUCUUGGUCCCUAAUGGGU